AUGUCGCACGAAAUGUCCCAUCUCGGCCCUCGGGCCUUCAACCACGAACAAAGUAGCGAUGCCGAGGCGGAGUACGACCGACUCCGCGACCUAGCACGCCAGGAAGCCUCGAAACGCGGCGAGUGUUUCCACAAGUCACAGGAAGCCUACUCCAGCGGUGAUGGCGCCGGCGCCAAGCAGUACUCCGAAGAGGGAAAGGCACAUGGACGCAAGAUGGAGGAAUACAAUAAACAGGCGUCUGAGUUCAUUUUUCGCGAGAACAAUUCCAAUGGCCGUGUAGCGGCCGAUACGAUCGAUUUGCAUGGGCAAUUCGUUGAGGAGGCUGAGGAAAUUCUGGAAGAGCGCAUUAAGUAUGCGAAGGCGCAUGGGCAGACUCAUUUGCAUGUCAUCGUGGGUAAGGGCAACCACUCUGCGGGCCACAUUCAGAAGAUCAAGCCGCGCGUCGAGAAGAUCUGUGAAGAGUUGGGGUUACAGCAUACUACUGAGGAGAACUCUGGUCGUAUCUAUGUGAACUUGACUGGUGGUGAGGCUGUUAUGCCUCCUGUCUCGGAGCACUACCCGCAACAGCAGCAUCAGCAGCAGCACCAGCAAUACCCUGGCCAGCAGCAGGGUUACUCGGGUGGCCAGCAGCAACACCAGCAGCAGCAGCAGCAGCAGCCUGAUGAGCUUGAGCAGGCUGUCAAUGAUUUGUUGCCCAAGAUUAUGAAGAAGUUGGAGAAGGCUUGCUGUGUGGUCAUGUAA
Penicillium odoratum is the source of this 741-nucleotide messenger RNA. RefSeq names its product Smr domain-containing protein. NCBI's taxonomy places the organism in Eukaryota, Fungi, Ascomycota, Eurotiomycetes, Eurotiales, Aspergillaceae. The record is from RefSeq and is a predicted model, not a curated record. The coding region runs from base 1 to 741 and encodes 246 amino acids. The transcript is spliced from 4 exons.